AUGUUACAAAAUGCAACAAAUAGUAGUAGUAAUAGCAGUAGCGGUAGUGGCAGGAGUGGCGGCAAUAAUAAAAGCAAUGAGGGUGAAGAUGGUGGUACUGAUGGGAGUAAUGGUGGUGCUAGUGUUGGUGGUAUUGAUGGUGGUGGUGAUUGUGGUGAUAGUGGUGGUGGUGGUGGUGGUUGUGGUGGUGGUGGAGCUUUUCAACCGGUUAAACCUCGAUCCAUGGGAAAUUCAUCACCUGUGGCAUUAUGUGUUGAAUCAACGACAAAAACGGAUGAAUCGGUGGUUGUGGCUCGACGUUAUAUCGAUGAAAUGGCUGUUGAUUCUUCCACUCCAACUACCACUACAACUGAACGGCGCAAAAAAAGCCUUAUAAAGACGGAAGAAAAUGCCGGAAUGAGUCAAGCUAGUAUUGCGGAACGUUAUUCAAUUGCUAAAAGUAAUGUUUGCCGAAUUUUGCAACGGAAACAUGAAUAUCUUCGAGCAUAUGAAUGGGCUGGUUUUGCUGGAUCACGAAAACGUAAACUUCGUGGUGAUCCACAACAGCAUCAUCAUCAUCAACAAUCACGUGGGAGUACCAGAGAUUUCAAUAAUUUUCAAACUUUAAAAAUGACAAAUACGACAAAUUGCACCAUAUCCCAUAAUCAUCCAACAAAUUACGUGGAAAUGGCGACAUCAAGUAGUACUGAACAAGCAACUGACGAUAACCAUCCGAUUGUACUACAACGUCCUACAACGAUCAUACAACGGGGUAAUAUCAUUUGUAUUUAUUUCAACAUUUGCCUUAGAUAUCCUUGCAAUUAA
Molecule: messenger RNA, 804 nt
Organism: Loa loa (African eye worm)
Lineage: Eukaryota; Metazoa; Nematoda; Chromadorea; Rhabditida; Onchocercidae
Product: CENP-B N-terminal DNA-binding domain-containing protein
Exons: 2
Coding region: 1-804 (267 amino acids)
Source: RefSeq, a predicted model, not a curated record